UUUCAGAUCAUUUCAAUUUGUGGUUCCUGCAAGAUUCUGUAUUUAUUUGAGUGAUGCAAAUCGUAUAUUAUUCUAGGACAUCGUUGACUGUACACGAACGGUGGCAUGAGGGCAAGAAACCUUUCAAAUGCGACGUGUGUAACAAAGACUUUGCUCAAAAAGGAAACUUAUUGGAACAUAAACGAACUCAUACUGGGGAAAAGCCUUUUUGCUGUGAUAUGUGCGGAAGAAAAUUCACUACUUCCUCGCAGUUUAAUUUCCACCGAAUGAGACACACAGGUGUUAGGCCUUGGGGUUGUUCUUAUUGCCAUAGGAACUUUUUAACUAAAUCCUCAUUGGAAACGCACGUUCGACGCCAUUUUGAUGAGAAACCAAUACGUUGUCCACAUUGUCCAAUGAGUUUCGUCGAUAAGAGUGGUAUGAUGCGACACAGGAGAGUACAACAUUCCCAAGAACAUCCACAUAUUUGCGUGCGCUGUGGUAAAAAGUUCAAAGAUAGAAGUAACUUUUUGAAACAUACAAGAAUACACGACAGGAAAGACAAGCUUGCAGAUGGAAACCCAUUGCGUGAAACUGUUCAAGGGGAUGACAGAUGUAUAGAGAAUGACACCAAAACUAGGGAAAUCCCAAAUUCUAUAAACACUGAUCAUAGAAAUGCUUCGGUUCUCCGAAUAACACAAGUAGUAGAUGAGCAAGGCCUCCCUAUAAGUAUCAAGACGCAGGAUGGCCUGUCAAUACCGAUUGUUACAGGCAAUGAUGGAAAUCGCGUUCACGGACUUUUGCCAGAUGGUACACUGGUACCGAUAGAACUGAACGAUUUGGAGGAUAAGAACAUAGAGGAAAUUGUGAUCAAUAACUCUGAAGAACCCACCCUUGAAGGUCCAAUCAGCAUUCUUACAGGAGAUCUGGACCAACAACCACUAAAUACCAAUAUUCAACUGAUGACCAAUGAACAUGGUCAAGAAAUGUGCUUCUUAACAUAUUCUGUAGACAAUGUGGCAACUAAUGAAAUCAACCAGCCCUUGACACUAGAGUCUUUUUUGUCUACUAGUAAUAGAAAUAAAUAAGAUAGAGGUUAUAUUUGUUGUAAUGCUGAAUGAGAUAUGUAAGACCAAAAUAAAGACUACACAUUUUAUCAA
Molecule: messenger RNA, 1139 nt
Organism: Acanthoscelides obtectus
Lineage: Eukaryota; Metazoa; Arthropoda; Insecta; Coleoptera; Chrysomelidae
Source: the annotation of a GenBank genome assembly